Calidris pugnax (ruff) is the source of this 3199-nucleotide messenger RNA. RefSeq names its product pannexin 1 (gene PANX1). Gene Ontology annotation, biological process: monoatomic cation transport; positive regulation of interleukin-1 production. Bases 1 to 1212 code for a protein of 403 amino acids. The record is from RefSeq and is a predicted model, not a curated record. NCBI's taxonomy places the organism in Eukaryota, Metazoa, Chordata, Aves, Charadriiformes, Scolopacidae. The transcript has 5 exons. Gene Ontology annotation, molecular function: channel activity.
AUGAGGUUUAAAACCGAGCUCUUCUAUUUGAAAAAUGAAAAUAAGUCUGAGCCAUACCCCGCACCUGAAAACUUUUCCUUUGUUUCCCCAGGCGCUCAGAUAAGCUGUUUUGCUCCCAGCUCCUUUUCCUGGCGACAAGCUGCGUACGUGGACUCCUACUGCUGGGCAGCUGUGCAGCAGAAGCAACCAUCCCAGAACAACUUAGAAAACAUUCCCCUGUGGCUGCAUAAAUUCUUCCCAUACAUCCUUCUGCUGGUCGCUAUCCUGCUGUAUCUACCAUGUUUGUUCUGGCGCUUCACUGCAGCACCUCACCUCUCUUCAGACCUGAAAUUCAUUAUGGAAGAGCUUGACAAAGCCUAUAACAGGGCAAUCAAAGCUGCUAAUAGCAUCCGCAGCGGAGACCCCAGGGACCCUGCUGACUUGAUUCCAACUGCUAAUGAGAACUUGACACAGAGUUUGUGGGAAAUAUCUGAAAGCCACUUUAAAUACCCAAUUGUGGAGCAGUACCUGAAGACGAAGAAGAAUUCCAAAUGCUUAAUAAUUAAAUACAUUAUCUGCCGUUUACUCACACUAGUAAUUAUUUUCAUUGCGUGCCUCUACCUGGGCUACUACAUUAGCCUCUCCUCUUUGAGUGAUGAGUUUCUCUGCACUAUCAAAACUGGGAUCUUAAAGAAUGACACAACUGUUCCAGACGUGGUUCAGUGCAAGCUUAUUGCUGUUGGUGUCUUCAAGGUACUCAGCUACAUUAACCUGCUGGUCUAUCUCCUAGUGAUGCCGCUGGUAGUGUAUGCAAUGUUUGUUCCGUGGAGGUGGAAUUCAGGUAUUCUCAAAGCAUAUGAAAUCCUGCCGACCUUUGAUGUUCUGAAACUCAAGUCAAAGUGUUUUGAUGACUUAAGCCUUUACCUCCUGUUUCUUGAGGAAAACGUGAGCGAACUUAAAUCAUUUAAGUGCCUCAAAGUGCUGGAGAACAUUGCAGUUUCUGAGAAGUUUGAUGUCAUGCAACUUCUGGUAAACCUUGGUACUAUUAAGACAGAUACCGUGGAUGGGAAGCCAGGGACAGCUGUAACGGAGAAGCCUGAAGAAACAAGUACAGAAGAGCUGGACAAAAAUGCUACAGAGCUACAAGUUUUGACAGACCAUGAGGCAAGUGGCAACGUGAGUCCGAGAGAAGAUAAAAAACUUCGCCAAAGACUCAUAGAUUCCUCGUGCUGAUGCCUCCUCACCACAGCAGGCAGGAGGCCUUCUCCUGCACCCUGGCUGUGCUCAAUGCAAGGUGCUGCCCUUUGAAUGCAACCGUCUCAGUGGCCUCACAGUUCCUCAGAGGCCACACUGGUUUACAGAAUACUUGUUGUGUAAUAACCAGCAAUCAGGUACCUGAGAAAGCAUCUUGUAGACUUUCAUUAUUUAUUAAAGAAAACCCAAACCAACACCCAAGGAGCAAGAACAAAAAAUUUCCGUCACAAGUACCAAGCGAUGUGGGGUGAAUGCAAUCGAAGUUGGCGGCAGGAAGGAGCCUGAGAUGUCUCAGUUGGCCAUCUCAACAGUGAUGCCUGGCAUUAAUUUACUUGGCACUGAUGGAAGAGAAACUACAAAUAGGCUUAGUAUAACGGGGUACUGUAAAUGUUAGGGGUUUUGAAUUUUCUACAUAUUCAUAAAUUAAAAAUAAUGUCUUACUUCUUUUUUACAAAAUCUAAUGAUGAGUAAGCUAAAUGUUAGCUUGAUUUCUGUUUCUCAGCUGUUUUGGUCUUCUUGACUAACAAAUCCGCCUUGGAGUUUGGACUGAAGAUCAGUGAAGUUGGUUCCAUUUUUGUAAUGGUUUGUCAAAGUGGUUUUGUGAUAUUUGCAUGUGUGGAAUUUGUUUCAACAUGUUUGUAGUAUCAAACGCAAUAUUAGUCCUGCUGUCUUCCAAAACCCACUUGAGAAGACGGUCUUAUUUGUAUUACAGUAGCACCCGAGUGCCUCAGCAGGGCCAAGCACCUGACAGUGGAUGUGAGGUGGAUGUAAAUACAGUGACAGGUUGUUCUCCCUACACACUCUGUGACUUCAUUUUAAUUAAAGAUAAGAAGCUGAAGUGGGUUGGAACAGACAAAAAAAGGGGAAGCAUUUGUAAAUUGAAAAAACUGCCCUGGUUUGUUGUUGUACUUUUUGGGGAGAGUAUCGUGGGGCUUUAAUGUUGUCCCUUCUGCCCAGGACCUCUACCUUCAGUUAACAUUAAAAUGACCAUUGUCUUGAAUUUUAGGUACAAGGUGAGGCGGGUGGGGGGUUAAUCACUGCGGUGGCAGUGUGUAUCUGUCACAAAUGUUAUGUGCUCCCUUGUUUUUCUCUAUUGUCCAUGUGAUUGAAGUAUCUUGCCUGUCACCCCUUUUAGACAAAGUAGCACCUCUGUUAUAGCUAGGUAGGACUUCCACUUUCCAGUUCCUCUGUGCCACCCGCUGUUGUGUUCUCGACUGUUAGCACUCUCCGUACGGCUGAGGAUGAGGAGGGAAGAGAAGUAAUCAAUGUCACCACCUUUGCACGGACCUGUGUGUGUGCUGCAGCUGGUUUCAAAGAAAUAGCACACCUACUUGAAUUUGGCAGCUGUCGUUAAACAAGUGGAUCCCAAAGUGCUGCCAUACUAUACUUUGAGCUAGUAUUACAAGAACUCUUUGAUUUUCAGCUAACACAGUCUGUAAAGCCAUAGUAUCAUGCUACCUCUGCUUAGGACAGUAGCAAAGCUGCAAUUCCAAUGGCUGUUGCAUUACCAGCAAGAAACGGGGCUGGUGUUGGAUGCUGGUGGUCCAAACUGCUCAGUUUUACUGCUGUACUUCUCCCAGCAAACCCACAACCCCUCUGACCUGCUCUAGAUUGUCUGGCUGUGCCGAUGUGUUGCUGAUGGUCCUUUAUAAGUGGGUAAUGCCGAUGCACAUCGUGCAUUGUGUGUUUUGGGCAAGGAGCUAUAGUGCAAUACUAAGAUUUUGUGAUGUGGACGUGUUUGAACUGUUUGAUGUAAGUAGAGUUCUCAGUCUUUAAAACUCGAAGCUCCUGAAAGCAACGUGUUCAUGUUUCUUGUUGAAUAUGAACCUAACUUUUUACUGAUUCCCCUUUUAUAUUUAAAAAUAUGAAUUGCUGCAGCGAAUCUCUCAUUGUCUUCUAAAGCGCUCAAUAAAAUAUGUAUCAGUUCUUCUUGGUUAUUUAAAUAAAAUUGAUUUUGUGAACUCCA